Lodderomyces jiufengensis is the source of this 2292-nucleotide messenger RNA. It is a transcript of the gene SMP2, whose product is annotated as phosphatidate phosphatase. Gene Ontology annotation, cellular component: nucleus. Gene Ontology annotation, molecular function: phosphatidate phosphatase activity. Lineage: Eukaryota; Fungi; Ascomycota; Pichiomycetes; Serinales; Debaryomycetaceae. The record is from RefSeq and is a predicted model, not a curated record. The transcript has a single exon. The coding region runs from base 1 to 2292 and encodes 763 amino acids. Gene Ontology annotation, biological process: fatty acid catabolic process; triglyceride biosynthetic process.
AUGCAGUACGUGGGUAAAGUGGGGGAUUAUGUAUACAAUCAAUGGAAUUCAUUAAAUCCAGCAACAUUAUCUGGAGCAAUUGAUGUUAUAGUUAUUGAACAUCCUGAUGGAUCACUACAUACUUCACCAUGGCAUAUUAGAUUUGGUUUAUUUCAAAUAAUAAAACCUUCACAAAAAAAAAUAGAUUUAUAUGUUAAUGAUGUUAAAACUAAUUUACCAAUGAAAUUAGGUGAAGGGGGUGAAGCUCAUUUUGUUUUUGAAGUUAAUGAUAUAAAUCAUGAAUUAUCAAAUAGUGUAUUAACUUCACCAGUAAUAUCACCUGUAUCUUCACCAAGUAGUUAUGCAGCUUCUGGUAGUGAUCAAGAACCAGAUGAAUUUGAUUUAAAUGAAAAAAGUAAAUUAAGUAAUAUACCAAGUCCAAAAAGUCCUUCUCCUUCACAAAAAGCAAAAUUAGCAAUGGAAAAUGUUAGGAAAAUUACUAAAAAAUUAAAUAUACCAACAAAAAUUGAUAUGAAUGGAGAUAUGUUAGUUGAUAUGGAUGGUUAUAAACCAAAUUCUCAAAAAAAUAUUGAUAAUUCAGAAGAUUUAUUUAAAAAAAUAUUUUUACAAGAAAUUGAAGGUGAUUAUCCUCAUGGUGAAAAUUCAGUAAAAGCUUGGGAUCAAAUUAUAACAAAAGAUGAAAAUGGAAAUAUAAGAAUUUCAAAUAUAUCUGAUGUAGAAGGUAUUGAUACUGAAGAUGAUUUAGUAAGUGCAUCAACUAUAGCAACAUCAACUACAACUGCAUCAGGAACAAUAUCAAGAACAUCUUCGAUUCAAGAUGAUAAAAUUUAUUUUAAAACAUUAAGAUUAAGUUCAGAACAAUUACAAAAUAUGAAUUUAAAUUAUGGAUUAAAUACUUUAAAAUUUAAAUCAAGUGAAGGUACAUCACAAGUUACUGCUAGUUUAUACCUUUGGAAAUCAACUGCUCCAAUAGUAAUAUCGGAUAUAGAUGGUACAAUUACUAAAUCAGAUGCAUUGGGUCAUGUACUAAAUUUAAUAGGUAGAGAUUGGACUCAUCCUGGUGUUGCAAAUUUAUUUCAAGAAAUAAAUCAAAAUGGUUAUCAUAUAGUAUAUUUAACUGCAAGAUCUGUUGGACAAGCAGAUUCAACCAGACAAUAUUUAGAAGGAGUAAAUCAAGAUGGAUUAACAUUACCAAAAGGUCCAGUAAUAUUAAGUCCUGAUAGAACAUUUGCUGCACUAAGACGAGAAGUUGUAUUGAAAAAACCAGAAGUUUUCAAAAUGGCAUGUCUUUCAGAUUUAAGAAAUUUAUUUUUUGAUAAAAUUGAUUUAGAAAAUGAAAAAGAAGAAGAAGAAAAUGAACAAACUCCAUUUUAUGCAGGUUUUGGAAAUAGAAUUACUGAUGCCAUAAGUUAUAGAUCAGUUCAUAUACCAAGUCAUCGUAUUUUCACAAUAAAUCCAAAUGGUGAAGUUCAUAUGGAGUUGUUAGAAUUGGCAGGUUAUAAAUCAUCUUAUUUACAUAUUGGAGAAUUAGUUGAUCAUUUUUUCCCACCAAUAAAAGAAGUAAAUUCUAUAUCAUCAUAUUGGAAUAAUGCUCAAUGGUCGGAAUAUAUGCAAAAUCAUGAAAUAAAUGAAUUUGACGCAAGAUCAAUAAAUUCACAUUAUCUGCCACCUGGAUCUCCUGGACCCACUCCAGGUUCACCAAGAAAUUUUGUUGAAGAUUAUAAAGCAGAUGAAAAAUAUAAUGAUGUGAAUUAUUGGAAAACAAGUUUAAAUUUUGAUGAUUUAAGUGAUUUAGAAGAAGAAGAUAUGACUACAAAAAAAGUGAAAGGAAAUGAUAAAUUACUGCAUUAUGAACAAAAAAAGAAAGAUCAUACUGAUAAUCCAGAAUUAAUACAAAGACAAAAAAGAUCGAGAGCUUCUACUUUUGAAAGACCUAUAUCUGCGUCAUUUGCAUCACCACUUAAAAGCUUUAUGCUGUUUAAUAAGAAAAAGAAUAAUGAAGAAGAAGAAGAAGAGGAAGAAGAGGAAGAAGAAUAUGACGAAGAUGAAGAUGAUGAUUAUACAGACGACGAAGAAGAAGAAGUUGAAGAAGAUGAUGAUGAUUACGAUGAUGAAGAAGAAGACGAAGACGAUGAUGAUUAUGACGAAGAAGAUUAUGAUGAAGAAGAUGAUAUAGAUCAAGAUUUAGAAAAUGAAGGUGCAGUUACAGAAAAUUUAGGAGUAGAUAAUGAUAAAAUAACAACAGAUUCUAACCUCAUAAAGGCUAGUGAUUUUGAAAAUUUAAAAAUAUAA